Exophiala bonariae is the source of this 1350-nucleotide messenger RNA. RefSeq lists its product as uncharacterized. The transcript has a single exon. Gene Ontology annotation, molecular function: ubiquitin protein ligase activity; zinc ion binding. The record is from RefSeq and is a predicted model, not a curated record. Gene Ontology annotation, biological process: regulation of mitochondrial fission; protein polyubiquitination. Lineage: Eukaryota; Fungi; Ascomycota; Eurotiomycetes; Chaetothyriales; Herpotrichiellaceae. Gene Ontology annotation, cellular component: mitochondrial outer membrane. The coding region runs from base 1 to 1350 and encodes 449 amino acids.
AUGAGUUCUGAAGAGUCCGAUGCCGUACUAUUAGAACGGCCUGGCUCUGAAGAAUCAGACAGUGCUCCCCCAACCCAUGAUGCACCCGAACGACCCGCUGUUCUCUCCCGGGCUUCUACCUUUGGCAAGAAGUGUUGGAUAUGUUUGAUGGAUGCGAAUGAAGACGAUCAGACCAACCCUCCAACUUGGAGAACCCCUUGCAAGUGCAGUUUGACAGCACACGACCAGUGCCUGUUGGACUGGGUAGCCGGCCUGGAAGAUCCAAAGACAAUAAAGCGGGGAGGGCCUCCUCAAAUACUUUGUCCGCAGUGCAAGUCGGAAAUCCGCAUUACAAGACCAAGAAGCUACAUUGUUGAUGCAUAUCGCGCGGUUGACAGGACCUUGGCCCGGGCUGUGUUGCCUGCGGUGGGGUUAUCAUUCACGGGGUCUGUCUACGCGGGGCUAUGGGUCCACGGAUUCACAUCUGUUUAUAUGAUUUUCGGUGAGGAAGAGGCAAGUCGUUUGCGCGAUAUAGCAGCUGUUUCAUAUUGGUCACUUGCAUCCUAUGGAUUAAUUCCGAUCAACCUGAUCAUGGCCCGUACCAACUAUGCCGAUUUCGUCCUACCCGGGGGUUCGCUGUAUCUCUUAGCGACACAACUCAAUGAAAAUCUUGAGAUCGACAUGACUAUCUGGCCCCCCUUACCAAGCACAGUGUUUGCAUGUUUGCCUGUCAUGAAAAAGGCCUACAAUUGGGUCUAUCAUCAGGCCUUCUGCGACUUGAACAAGAAGUGGCUGGCGGAAGUGAAGCCUAGAAGCCAAGAACUGGUAGACGGGCGGGAGGAAAAUGUAGCAGACGCCGAUGCAAUGGAAGAGGUGGAGGAAGCCGGGGCUCAAGGAGGCCUUGUCAUCGAACUGGAUCUCGAGCUCAACGUGCCUGCUGAAAACGGUGCUGGGAAUGAGAAUGCAGGCGAAGCCGGUGAGCCGCCUGCAGGUGGGGAUGGUCAGAACGCAGCGAUGAAUGGAAAUGGACACGUCCAUCGAUUACUGGGCGACCGUGGCGAUGUGAUCGUGGAGAGCACCUCGACGUUCGGACAGACCAUGUUCGGAGCACUAGCCUUUCCGGCGGUGGCUGCAGGCAUGGGCAAUCUCUUGGAAUUGGUGUUGCCGUCUUCUUGGCUCGGACUCACGAAUACCAUGAAUGGUCGACCAGGUCUCUUGCGAACCAAGUGGGGAAGAAGUGUGGUUGGAGGAGCCAUAUUUGUGGUCCUGAAGGACGCAUUGGUGCUAUACUGCCGAUGGCGAUUAGCCCAGAGUCAUCGACAGCGGCGAAUCGUGGAUUACGACAAGAAGACUCAGAAGUACAAGGCAUGA